AGCAAAACAAAGAUGGACGAUCGUUCAACUGCUGCCGUUAGAUAAUACGCAACAUGACGUCCGUAUAAAUGAGCCUCAUGAAGCUAUACUUUAGCUUGUAAUUUACAAUUCCAGUAGUAGUACCUCUCUCUGCCCUUGAUGGAAAAGCUGCAUGUCGCCAUUUUCCCCCUCAGCGCGGGUAUGGGGCAUUUCCUGCCAUUAGUUGAGUUUGCAAAGAGGCUCUGUCACUUUCAUGGCUUCUCCAUUACCCUCAUCAUCAGCAAGUGGAUGUGGAAAUCUCAGCAACCUGCACUGCUUGAACGCUUGGCCUCCUCUGCUCUGGACAUACGCAUUACAGAGAUUCCUCACAUCACUGAGGAUGAAAAUGAGCAAAACGUGAAAAUUGCAACACGUAUUUCGAUGUUCAUGCUUAAAGCAAAGCCACACAUUGAAGGUGUCCUGCAAUCGUUGUGUUCAUCUUCGCCCGUCUCUGCUUUUAUUACAGACCUCUUCUGUACAGAACUGCUUGACGUUACCGCCGAGCUGAAGAUGCCAAGUUAUAUAUUCGUACCGUCCUCUGCUGCUUAUGUUUGCUUCAUGUUACAUCUUCCGAAGCUCGUUUCGGAGAUUAAGGUUUCAUUUAAGGACGCUGAUUUUGAGGUGGAGAUACCGGGGCUUCCGCCGAUUCCUGCCAGAGAUCUGAGCAAUUCCGUUCAGGACAGGUCGGAUUUUGCAUUUAAAUGGAUUCUUCAACACGCCUCCCGCUGCAGGGAAGCAUCAGGGAUUCUCAUAAACACCUUUGCUGAACUGGAGGAGGAAGCCAUGGAAACCCUAAGCACGCCUGCAACGCCCCCCAUCUAUUCAAUAGGCCCCCUGAUGUUCACAGAUUCUGAUACUCCUGACGAGUCUAGGUGCCUGAAAUGGUUAGACGAGCAGCCUCCCUUGUCCGUCUUGUUUGUGGCAUUUGGAAGCAGAGCUGUUUUGUCGAGGGAGCAAAUUAGAGAUCUGGCGAUUGGAUUGGAAGCCAGCGGCCACCGGUUCCUCUGGGUUCUGCGCGGGUACAAAUCUGGGGAUUCUUCUUCUUUGGAAACUGAUAUUUCUCAGCUCUUACCGGAGGGUUUUGAGAUUCGAAACAAGGACCGCGGGCUGGUACUUCUUAAUUGGGCUCCUCAGAUCCCUGUUCUUUCUCACCCAUCUACUGGAGGCUUCCUUUCACAUUGCGGGUGGAAUUCUACACUGGAGAGCGUCUCGCAUGGAGUUCCUAUGAUCACUUGGCCUCUUUUUGCCGAACAGAAGAUGAACAGGGUCUUAUUGGUGAAGCAGAUUCAGGUAGCCGUAGAUUUGAGGAUAGAAAGCAAUGGAUUUGUCAGGAGAGAAGAAGUGCAGAGAGCUGUGAGGGAAUUGAUGGAAGGAGAGGAGGGAAGAAUGGCGAGGGAGAAAAUGAAAGAACUGAAGGAUAAGGCCAAGAUUGCACUCAUGGAAGGGGGAAGUACAAUGAAGGCCACAGCCAAUGCCGCCACAGAUUUAUCACAGAAACCAAGCUUGACUCCCUAAUUGUUUGCUCAUGUAGGUCAAAUUUGUUGUUUGGCAGUGGCUACUAUGUCGUCUUCUUCUUUUCCUUUUCUUUCGGUGUCGUGAUUACUGUGAAACUUGUUGCUUUGACACCAGCUAUACUUUUGGUCGUCUUCCCUGCUCUGUUAAGCUUAGAGGCUAGAAUGGGGUAUUUUAUAUGGUUCAACGUUUGUCUUGUAGUACUAUCAAGAAUGUAAUUUUGUUAAUGCAUAUGUAUUUAUCAGUAAACCUAUAAACGUUCUGUUUCUCUCA
This is a messenger RNA of Cryptomeria japonica (Japanese cedar), 1803 nucleotides long. Its product is annotated as UDP-glycosyltransferase 72B1. Bases 139 to 1533 code for a protein of 464 amino acids. NCBI's taxonomy places the organism in Eukaryota, Viridiplantae, Streptophyta, Pinopsida, Cupressales, Cupressaceae. The transcript has a single exon. The record is from RefSeq and is a predicted model, not a curated record. Gene Ontology annotation, molecular function: UDP-glycosyltransferase activity.